CUGUCACUGGGAGUGGCGCAGCACAGCGUGAGACAGCACGGGAGCCGUUGGCCGCAGCCAUGAUCCUACCUGCACUCCUCGUCAUGGCAGCCAUCUGCUGCACAGAGGCUUCCCAGUUCCAGCGAAAGGUGGUGCCAGUGGGCAGCAGUGCCAUUGUGCCAUGCUCCUAUCAGAACUCAACUGCUAAAGAGCUGAAGGUGCAGCUGCUCCGAGGGGAGAAGGAGGAGGUCUGCUCGGUGCUGAUCCCUGAGAACAAGGUGAACGUGACGGAGCCGGGGGCCUGCAGAAUCGAGGUGUUCAACCACAGCGUGAACUUCCACCUGUCCAGCCUCCGGCCCAAUGACAGUGACCUGUACAGCUGUGACAUGCUGACUCUGUACCCGCCGCCAUUCCUCAAGAUAAUGGGCCAGAAGACCAUGGUCUGCGUCAUCGACAAAGCGGAAGAGAAGAUUUGCACCCAAUGCCCAGAUGUGAGGAGCGACGGACCAUUACAGUUGGCACUUUGGAUUCUGCUGGCCUUCCUCGCCCUCUACAGCCUCAUCACGUCCAUCGCUUUGUUUGUGAGUUAUGUGAAGCUGACCAGGAGCAAACAGAUGCAGAACGACUACAUGAACAUGCCCAGCAAGCAGAAGAAGAAGCAGCGCGUCGUCCACCCCAACUGCUAUCACACCCGCCGCUAGUGGGGCUUCACUCGGGCCCUCCGACUGCACCUCCGUGCCCAAUCCUGUGUAAGACUGAUUUGUACCGUUAUGGUGCCACCGCGAGUCAUCUUCUUCUCCACGCCCCACCUGACAAAAAGACAGUGGACUGACUGGGCCAGAGGGGGGUAUGCCCAUAGAAGGUCACAUGCUCAGGCUGGCACAUGCCACACCAAAUAUCAGCCCCGAGUUCUCAAGAGCACUGAGAGUGCUUGUGCAGCAGUCAUCACACACGUCCUUUCAGACCAGCUGGAGCCCACCGCUACCUCAGUGCCACCCAUCACGUCUUCACGGACCGAGCUGUCCAGAAGCAUCUGGCCACUUCAUAGAAAUGUGAGGUCAGCCAGAAUGACCCAUGUGGACAAGCCGCGGCGUCCACGACUGACGUAGGGAUUGAUGACAAAAGGGUGUCCUCAGGCAGUCCCCAUGCCCAGUCAAGUCCUGGAUGGCCCCUAGCCAUGGUGAGGUGAUGGACUGUGUCCAGUCUGGAGGGACGAACUGGUGACUGCGCCCAGCUCUCGGUGACAGAACGACUUUUGUAACGACACCCUGCUACCUAAAUAAAGCUGACGUGACGUCCA
This is a messenger RNA of Polypterus senegalus (gray bichir), 1279 nucleotides long. Its product is annotated as T-cell-specific surface glycoprotein CD28-like. The record is from RefSeq and is a predicted model, not a curated record. Gene Ontology annotation, biological process: T cell receptor signaling pathway; regulation of T cell proliferation. Gene Ontology annotation, cellular component: external side of plasma membrane. Lineage: Eukaryota; Metazoa; Chordata; Cladistia; Polypteriformes; Polypteridae. The transcript is spliced from 4 exons. The coding region runs from base 60 to 680 and encodes 206 amino acids.